Molecule: messenger RNA, 3824 nt
Organism: Corylus avellana
Lineage: Eukaryota; Viridiplantae; Streptophyta; Magnoliopsida; Fagales; Betulaceae
Product: Pentatricopeptide repeat (PPR) superfamily protein
Molecular function (GO): protein binding; mRNA binding
Source: RefSeq, a predicted model, not a curated record
UCCAUGGCUGCCUUUACAACCUCGCCUAAAUCCCACCUAUCGGAGAUACCAACCUUUCUCUGCGGCAGAGCUCUCAUUCCUAAGGGCAUGCUCCGCCGCCACCAACUACCCUCUAUGGAACUCCCUCGAACCUCAGAAUCCACAACCAGACUUCUCUAAAGCGCUCUCUUUCUCUCUUUAGGCAUAGACGCAUGUGUAGCUUCUCUAAUGACCGCCUGUGUGCGAGCUUCAAAAGCUUUAGCCGCUACCACCACCAUCACUGCUUCAAACCCUUUUGCUCUCAAGGUACGCCUCCUCUUCCCCUUAUUUUCUUCUUUCCACAACUGCCCCACUAGCACCAGCAUAGCUACAAUCUCUGAGACCCAUUACAGAGACCUUAUUUUCAAUACCUUUGAAGAGAAGUCCUGGGCUUUUUGUAACAUUAAUGAGGUCUCCGAUCAAUUCCGAGCUGUUAUUGUUGACCCCGACUUGUUUAUCCGUGUCCUUAAUUCGAUCCGGAUUAGACCCAGAAUCGCUCUGCGGUUCUUCAGUUGGGCCGAGGGCCAACCCGACUUUCAGCAUUCCGAGUUUGCGUUUUGUGUGAUUCUAGAAAUCCUCGUCAAGAACAAUUUGAUGAGGUCGGCAUAUUGGGUGGUGGAGAAGGUGAUUAGUGUAGAUAUGAAUGGAAUUGUGGAUGUUUUGGUUAAUGGGUAUGUUGGUCCCGAGGUUUCGGUUAAGCUUCUCGAUCUUUUGUUAUGGGUCUAUACCAAAAAAUCAAUGAUUGAGCAAUGUUUGUUAGUUUUCAGUAAGAUGAUAGGAAAUGGGUUGUUGCCGGAUGUGAAAAAUUGUAAUAGAAUGCUUAGGAUAUUUAGGAAAAGAGACCUUGCAACUAAGGCUAGAGAGGUUUAUAGAUUGAUGGGUGAGUGUGGGAUUAAGCCGACAAUUGUUACUUAUAAUACUCUGUUGGAUUUGUACUGCAAGGAAGGGGAAGUGUCGCAAGCGCUAGAGCUUUUAUCUGAGAUGCAAAGGAGGGGGUGUUUUCCGAAUGAUGUGACGUAUAAUGUGUUGAUUAAUGGGUUGUCAAAGAAAGGGAAGUUAGCGCAGGCCAAGGGGCUGAUUGGAGAGAUGUUGAAUUCGGGAUUGAAAGUUUCAGCAUACACCUAUAACCCAUUGAUUUGCGAGUAUUGCAAGAAAGGAUUGCUUGUUGAGGCAUUAGAUUUUCAGGAAGAGAUGGUGAAUAGAGGAGCUAAGCCUACUGUGGCAACUUUUAAUAUGUUAAUGUAUGGCCUUUGCAAGUUGGGAAGAAUGGCUGAUGCUAGACAACGGUUUUCUGAUAUGUUUAAGAAGAACGUGAUGCCAGAUGUAGUUUCAUACAACAUUCUAAUAUAUGGGUAUUGUAGGUUUGGGAACAUUCGGGAGGCUUUUCUGUUGUUUGGUGAGUUAAAAUGUAGGAAUCUCGCUCCUACUGUUAUUACCUAUAAUUCUCUUAUAGAUGGCCUUUGCAGGUUGGGGGACUUGGAUGUUGCUUGGCAGCUCAAAAAAGAAAUGAUCAACCAAGGGAUUUGUGCUGAUGUUUUUACUUAUACGAUUCUAGUAAAUGGAUCUUGCAAGAGGGGUAAUUUGUCAAUGGCUAAGGAAUUCUUUGAUGAGAUGUUGCAAGAAGGGUUGGAGCCCGACUGCUUUGCAUACACCACUAGGAUAGUGGGUGAACUGAAGCUUGGUGACACAUCCAGGGCGUUCAGCAUGCAAGAAGAAAUGCUAGCUAGGGGUCUCCCACCUGAUUUGAUCACCUACAAUGUUUUUGUAAAUGGGCUCUGUAGGUUGGGCAAUUUGGAAGAAGCAUGUAACUUGUUGCAGAAAAUGGUUCAUGAUGGUCUUGUUCCUGAUCAUGUGACAUAUACUAGCAUCAUUCAUGCACAUUUGGAAAAUAGACAUCUUACGAAAGCCAAAGAGGUAUUCUACGAGAUGCUGAGCAAGGGCUUAUCCCCUUCAGUUGUGACUUACACAAUAUUGAUUCAUGCCCAUGCCAGUAAGGGGAUGCUUGAACUGGCAUUUGUGUAUUUAUUGGAGAUGCAGGAGAAGGGUGUUUCGCCAAAUGUGAUCACCUACAAUGUUCUGAUAAAUGGUCUUUGCAAAGUUAGGAGAAUGGAUCAGGCUUACAAGUUUUUUGUUGAGAUGGAAGAAAAAGGAAUACUUCCAAAUAAGUAUACAUACACUAUUUUAAUAAACGGGAACUGCAACAUGGGCAAUUGGCAGGAGGCUUUGAGACUGUAUGUGCAGAUGCUGGAUAGAAAAAUUCAGCCUGAUUCUUAUACACACCGUGCACUUCUAAGGCAACUAGACGAAGACUACAGAUUGCAGGCAGUGCAAUACCUUGAGAGUUCAAUUCUAGGUAGCAAAGACACUUCUGAGGUAAGGACUUGAUAUAUCCAUUAUGGCAUUCUGGCUCACUCUGGUGAUUGGUGACAGAGCGCCAUAUUUGUGCUCCCAUCCAAACGAAAAUGGUUACAACAACCGUUGGUAAUUAUCCUUGGGAUGAUACUUCAAGAUGGAGCAGCUGAUGGGUAAAUUUGGUAAUUGGAAAAGUCAACUGUCGAAUACUAACUCAUUUUUGAUCCAUUACUGAUUGCAACUGAGCAAUACUUAAAACCAGUCCUUGGAUCUGGAUCACUAAUUACAUAGUUCAGAGGCAUAAUUUUGCUUCAAAGAGUCAACAACAGUUGCAAGUAAUUACUGGAUUCAAAAUGGUUGAUACUCUAUGAUCAGUGGUCCCAUGGAAAGUGGAAACUUCUAAUUCCAUAGAUUAAAACAUUGUGAGAGAAAAGCUAAUCUUCUUUAUAUCAUAAAUUUGUGUUAUAAACCACUGUUCUAUAGGUCAAAGUGUUUCCACUUGUAAUUUGCUAUACAAUUUUACUUGUCAAAUGUGCUAACAGUUUGCAUGCUACAGUUUGGUCCUGUAUUUUUCUCGUUGGCAGAACUUCCCCAGUUUCUCUUUCAGAAACCUAAAUCCUUUGUUUACAGAUUCAAUGAAAGAAAAAUGAAGUUAUCGGGGGUUAUUUUGUGGAGGAUGCUUUCUUACAUCAUUGCUAAAAUGGGUGUGCCUGUGUCGAUUUGUUUUUCAUCAGAGAUGUAGUAUAUUAUCUAACCAAUGUUUCUUUUGUUUGCCAAGAAGAAAGGGAAAUGAGAAAAGUAAAAUAUCACAACUAAUUGGAGCUGUAUCAGGUAGUAUUAGUGCAUCUUCCUUAUGAAGAGGGGAGUUAUAUGUAUUCAGCAUUUCAGACCAUUGGACUUAUUGGUGAUGAUUGCUAAGUUUUUUUUCUGCUUAGGCUUCAGAUGGUGAUUGCGAAGUAGUCCAUGAGGUCUAAGGUUCGAAUCCCCUUGAGUGCAAACAAUUCUUUGGGGCCAGCCCGCUGGCGAAGCUAGAGUAUUAACCGAUCCAUGUGGAGGGGGUGCUUUACAUGGGUCCGAGGUUUACCCAACAGAGGUAGGUACACGAAGUGGCUCUGCCUCAGAGGGGUUCCUUGUUAUUAAAAAAAAAAUGGUGAUUGCUAAGUUUUUUUGCAUAGGCUUCAGAUGGUGAUGUAACAGACAGUGUUGUUUUAAAUACUUCUAUAGGAGGAAGACGAGAACACUUCCACUGGAGGAAGAUGAAUCAGUGAUUGAAUUCUUCUUUUACAUGUCUUUGGAUUCCAAGCAUUGAACUUAAAAGUUUCUCCUAUGUGUUUUCUGUUAGCUGGAUAUUUUGAGGGUUUUUUUCUUUUAUUUUCCAUUGUCCAUGUGUUUGGAUUCAAGCCUUGAAGAUUGGAUUCUUGAAUAAUAGAGGAAACAUUUGCACUUGCAUCUAG